AUGGUGUGGCUCUCCCGCACACAAAUAAACAAAAAUGCUGCUACUGGCCCCUUGCAGUGCCCGGAUGGACCAUCCGCCAAGCCGGAUGGACCGUCCGCCAAGCCGGAUGGACCGUCUGCCAAGCCGGAUGGACCGUCUGCCAAGCCGGAUGGACCGUCUGCCAAGCCGGAUGGACCGUCUGCCAAGCCGGAUGGACUGUCUGCCAAGCCGGAUGGACUGUCUGCCAAGCCGGAUGGACCGUCUGCCAAGCCGGAUGGACUGUCUGCCAAGCCGGAUGGACUGUCUGCCAAGCCGGAUGGACCGUCUGCCAAGCCGGAUGGACCGUCUGCCAAGCCGGAUGGACUGUCUGCCAAGCCGGAUGGACUGUCUGCCAAGCCGGAUGGACCGUCUGCCAAGCCGGAUGGACCGUCUGCCAAGCCGGAUGGACUGUCUGCCAAGCCGGAUGGACUGUCUGCCAAGCCGGAUGGACCGUCUGCCAAGCCGGAUGGACUGUCUGCCAAGCCGGAUGGACUGUCUGCCAAGCCGGAUGGACCGUCUGCCAAGCCGGAUGGACCGUCUGCCAAGCCGGAUGGACUGUCUGCCAAGCCGGAAGAAACUUACCCAACAACGUAA
Procambarus clarkii (red swamp crayfish) is the source of this 612-nucleotide messenger RNA. Its product is annotated as zonadhesin-like. The record is from RefSeq and is a predicted model, not a curated record. NCBI's taxonomy places the organism in Eukaryota, Metazoa, Arthropoda, Malacostraca, Decapoda, Cambaridae.